GCAAUAGAUAAAGAGAUUAACGUUGCAAAUUUAAGAUUCUCGUGAAGAUAUAAUAAAAAUUCGUAUCACAAUCUAUCAGAAUUUAUUACUCCCCAUCUGAUCCAAUCGAUACCGAAUUUUGGACCGUGCGAUCAAAGCUCCCAAUCGCAAAGAGAGAGAGAGAGCACGAAAAAAAAAAAUUCAAUCAUCACUGACACACCCAAAAUAUAGAGAAAACCAGAAACUCGAAUUUCUUCUAGCAAUUGAAACGAUGUCGUCGAACAACGACAGCCCGUCGUCGCCCACGGCGGCCGCCGCCGUCGACACUACGCCGUUCCUCGGCGACCAGAGCCCCAGCAAUCGCUCCCGCUUCCUCGGCCUCCGCGGCGCCGCCCGCUUCCUCCGCCGAGCCAGCAGCCGCGGCCGCUCGAUGCGGGAGCCCUCCGUCCGCGUCCGCGAAGCUGCGGCGGAGCAAAUCGAGGAGCGCCAGAGCGAUUGGGCCUACUCGAAGCCGAUAGUGAUAUUGGACCUCGUGUGGAACCUCGCCUUCGUGAUCGUCUCGAUCUCCGUUCUGAUCAUGAGCCGCGGCGAGCAUCCGUCGAUGCCGCUGCGGUUGUGGAUUGUCGGAUACGCGCUGCAGUGCGCUCUCCACAUGGUCUGCGUCUCCGCCGAGUACAUGAAGAGGUAUUCCCAGCGGAAUCCCGAGGGUAGUGAGCGUGGACGGGAUGCGUACAGCCGCAAUUACUCCAAUUCGAGCUCCGGAAGUGAUGAUGUGGAGUCCGGCGGUUAUGCUUCAGAGCGCCGACAGAGUGAUGAUGAAACUAGUGUUGCCAAACAUCUGGAGUCUGCGAAUACAAUGUUCUCGUUCAUUUGGUGGAUAAUUGGGUUCUAUUGGGUGUCUGCUGGUGGCCCGGAUUUGACUGCUGAAUCGCCACAGCUUUACUGGCUUUCCAUUACAUUCUUGGCAUUCGACGUGUUCUUCGUCGUGAUUUGUGUUGCUGUGGCGUGUAUAGUUGGAAUUGCUGUUUGCUGCUGUCUACCAUGCAUCAUUGCAAUCUUAUAUGCAGUUGCAGAUCAGGAAGGAGCUACUAAGGAAGAUAUUGAGAGACUACCAAAAUUCAAAUUCCGGAGAAUUGGUGACUUUGAGAAGCAAAAUGGUGAAAUUCAAGAAUCAUUUGGAGGAAUAAUAACUGAAUGCGACACUGAUUCUCCGACAGAGCACGUUCUACCUCUCGAUGAUGCUGAAUGCUGUAUUUGCCUCUGUGCCUAUGACGAUGGAGCUGAACUGCGCGAACUCCCCUGCCGCCAUCAUUUUCACUCGGCCUGCAUCGACAAGUGGCUGCACAUAAAUGCAAUCUGCCCACUCUGCAAGUUCAAUAUACUGAAAAACGGGAAUCACGUCGACAGCGAAGAAGCGUAAUUGAGAAAUCUAUAUAACUUUGAUGUUGGAUGACUAUGGCUUUCCUGCUUCAGGUAACACCUUGAGAGCUGCUUGUUGUGUGCCUUUUGAUGCCCUUUUGGUGCUUUAUUUACACUGAUUGUAUAUGUUUUCUUACAAAUAGAUUUGUUGAAACUUCUUGUUUCUGCGACACACUAGGAAAUGGGAGUCAAAACUCAUGUAACAUUCCAACAUCUUUAGAGUUAAGGUGUAUGUAAUACUACUAGUUUGUGAUGUUAAGGAAAGCUCAUUUGCAGAUAAA
This is a messenger RNA of Salvia miltiorrhiza (redroot sage), 1679 nucleotides long. Its product is annotated as E3 ubiquitin-protein ligase At1g12760-like. NCBI's taxonomy places the organism in Eukaryota, Viridiplantae, Streptophyta, Magnoliopsida, Lamiales, Lamiaceae. The transcript is spliced from 5 exons. The record is from RefSeq and is a predicted model, not a curated record. Bases 251 to 1399 code for a protein of 382 amino acids.